This is a messenger RNA of Aedes albopictus (Asian tiger mosquito), 2724 nucleotides long. RefSeq lists its product as uncharacterized. The record is from RefSeq and is a predicted model, not a curated record. Bases 9 to 2327 code for a protein of 772 amino acids. The transcript has 2 exons. NCBI's taxonomy places the organism in Eukaryota, Metazoa, Arthropoda, Insecta, Diptera, Culicidae.
AAAAAGCUAUGGAGCUCUUCACGCGCACAAUUCUCAACACCGAGAUAAAAGACAGCUUCUACAAAAUGCAGCGGCUGGAAAGAGACAAAGCGAGCCUCACUAGCCAAAUCACACAGGUAAGCCUACCGCACAUCUACAGUACCUUUUUCCAAAGCCAAGAAUCUUUCUCCAAAAAACAAGAUCGCCUUUCAAAGGUUAGAAUAGAGAGGAAGAUUCAACGGCUGCUUGCACGGGUUGAAGUUGAAAACACCGUCUCCUUCACCGAAAACGAUGCUUGGAUACGGAAUACCACUAACGUGGAGGUUCCCAACCACACAAAAAUUCUAUUAGGAUAUGGUCCCAAAUUCGCCUUGCCGUUUGAGAAUAAUCAAGAAAUACCUUAUUUCAAGAUUAUUGCGGAUUUGGAAUCUAUCCUCAAACUUGAGCCGGAUCCGAUUCUUCAAGCGGCCCACCGCAAUCAGUUCACCAACAUCCUUCAAAAUUACGUGAACAAGAGGAAGAAUGGUUGUUUCAACACCACCUCCAACCGCGUUGAACACUUCAUGACCGAAGCGCUUAGCACUAGUAGAAAGUUUAUCCGUGAUCAUCCUGAUGUAUACAUCGUACCCGCUGACAAGGGCAAUAAAACUGUGAUCAUGCUAAAAAACGAAUAUGAAGAGAAGAUGGAUGCACUUGUCAGCGAUGCGAACACAUACGAAAGGAUUGAUACGGAUUGGACUAAUAAAAUACAAACGCACAACAACAAGCUAGUGAAUAAGCUCUUCGACCAGAAGAUGAUCGAUCAACAAACCAGGUCGAAGUUGGUUUCCUACCACGCGACCUGUCCAAAAAUAUACGGGCUCCCUAAAAUACACAAACCGGACAGUCCACUCAGAGUCAUAUUAUCGUGCAUUAAUUGCCCGACAUAUGAUCUGUCCAAGUACCUUGCAGACAUACUACACCGCUCGAUCGACCACGACAAAUACAAUGUGCAAAAUUCAUAUGAGUUCUGCACAUUCAUAAACAAUAUCAACCUGCCUCCAGGCUAUGUAUUGGUCUCGUUCGAUGUGGUAAGCCUGUUUACGUGUAUUCCACGGGACGUUGCGAUAGAAGCGGUGCGAAAGAACUGGAGUAUGAUCGAGAAAAACACCACAAUAAAGAAUGUCGAAAUGUUCAUAGAACUAAUUAAAUUCAAUCUCUCCUCCAGUUAUUUCGUCCACCGUGGCAACUUCUACUGUCAAAAGUCGGGAACGGCAAUGGGUAACCCAUUGUCUCCGGCUCUUGCAGAUUUAGUGAUGGAAACAUUGCUAGAUCACGUGCUUGAAGGGAUUGAUAUUCCUAUUCCAUUUUUGAAAAAGUACGUCGACGAUUUGAUCACCGCUCUUCCAAUCGACAUGAUUGAACAUGUGAGAAAUGCGCUCAACGAGUUCAACUCACACAUUCAAUUCACGUGUGAAAUGGAAAAUAAUAAUCAGCUGCCGUAUCUUGACAUGCUGCUUAUACGCACAGCGCAGCAAAAAAUCGUCACCGACUGGUACAAAAAACCUGUAGCAUCGGGGCGCAUUUUGAAUUAUUUUUCAUUUCACCCUCUCACACAAAAACUAAACACGGCCACUGGCUUUAUUGGGAGAGUGUUCAAGUUGUCGACGUGCAGAUCAGAAAAUGAGAAAAAAGAGUUGGUCCGGGAUUAUUUGCUAAACAACAACUACUCAAGUUCAUUGAUAAAUCGGUUGAUAAACCGAUAUAUCAACAAGAACACAAACACACAUGAGAGUAACAGCAGUACACAUCCCGAACCAAAAAUGUAUCGAUCUCUUCACCACGUAGAGAAGCUCACGCCGGCUCUCGCAAAAGUCAUCAAUAGAAACUUCCCCAACGUUCAACUGGGCUUCAAAUGCGUCAAAACAAACAGACUGUUGUUUUCGAAGCUCAAAGAUGCAACGCCGCAGUUGGAGAAGAGAAAUGUGAUUUACCGCAUUCCCUGCGCCGAUUGCGACUGCGCAUACAUUGGGCUGACUACGCAACAGUUGAAAAACCGUCUCUCUGGGCAUCGGUCUCUCAUUAACCGAUACGCAGAUUUGAAAUCUUCCUACCCGAACAGAGCGACGGAGAGGGAGGAAGAAUUCAAAAAGACGGCGUUGAUGGUCCAUGUGAUUGAAAACGAACACCGAUUCGAUUUACCUGGUACUAAAAUUCUAGAACAGGACAAUCGUCUGAACGCACUUCAAGUUCUUGAAAUGUGUCACAUUUUUUGUGACACCAAAACGGUUAACUAUAGAACCGACACAAGUAAUUUAAGUGUUGUUUACUCGGGUCUUCUGCACUCAAUCACGAACGGAGAAAGAUAGCAGAACAUCAUCACAGCACGCUGUGAUUCUCUGUUUCUGUUAAUGUUUCCGUCCUUUAUGUUCCAUCUUUUCGUUUGACGUCUCCACUCAUAGACAUUUUAAUUCAAACCUGUUUAGAUGUGCCUAGGUGAAAGCUGUGUAAGUUUGUGCUCCGUCCAAUGUUUUAAUUAUUGUAACAACGAAUCAAGUCAUUAUCUCCGAAAUUUGUAUGUAUAAUUACAGUGUAAUGUUGUUAGCCGUUCCAUCAGUCCAUGUCCAAACCCACUUGACCUAAAAACAACUUUUGAUUUUGCCCUGAAGAUGAGUGAAUAAACGCUCGAAACGUCGGCUUUAAUUAAAACAGUUGUUUUAUAAGCAACCCGAGGACCGAAAAUACGCCAGCAAUCGCUAUCAAAUU